Molecule: messenger RNA, 929 nt
Organism: Magnolia sinica
Lineage: Eukaryota; Viridiplantae; Streptophyta; Magnoliopsida; Magnoliales; Magnoliaceae
Product: B3 domain-containing transcription factor FUS3-like
Exons: 4
Coding region: 378-836 (152 amino acids)
Molecular function (GO): DNA binding; DNA-binding transcription factor activity
Source: RefSeq, a predicted model, not a curated record
UCAACAUGAAUAUUCCAUUUCAAAUGUGUGUUGAGGUACCCACCCACCAUUUAAGGAUGGUAGGAGAUGCGAGCAAACCAAUUCUCAGUGAACACUUGGUGCACACAAUCUUUUUCACUUUAAGCUUUGCAUGUUCACAUGUAGAGAUUUGUGUGUGUGUGCAUGUGCGCCUGUCAGUGUUUGCAUGCAUGUGUGGUUAUGUGUGUGUGUGUGCAUGCAUGCCUGUGUGUGAUCCUUUAUUGGUCUGUUAUUAUCACCUCUGUUCCAUGACUAGAAGCGUGAUCUUGGAACUUUAAUGGGAGAUCAAUUAUGAAAUUGGAUUUCAGAAGGGGGCUGAAGCCCACCUCCCAAUCCUUACUUCGAGGGAAGGGAUCUUGAUGAGUAUGGAUGACAUGGACACUUCGCAAGUGUGGAGCUUCAAGUACAGGUUUUGGCCAAACAACAAGAGUCGGAUGUAUGUCCUAGAGAACACUGGAGAGUUUGUUAAAUCACAUGGCAUACGACUUGGAGACUUCAUCAUGUUAUACAGAGAUGACCACAAACAGAAAUAUAUUAUUCGAGCAAAGAAGACUUUAGACCGGGAGGCACCUCCUGCUUCUUCAAAGAAUGGCUUAUUCAAUGCUAACACUGCCGAUGAUCAGCUGGUGCCCAACAUGGGGGUAAGUAAAUCAAGCUACUUCCAUGUAAAUCUUCCAGUUACAGAUGAGAUGUGCAUGGGGUUCCUCCUCAACGAUGCCUUCUCAUCGGAAUUUCCGAUAGAUCUUUGGAACGGAAGGCUUCAGUCCACGACCAGCUUUGGGUCUGUCGAGAACUUGUCUCUUGAUGACUUCCCAUGAAGCCAGCCUUUCUUCCAUGAUCUUUAAAAACACUUGCUGAACAUAUUACCUUCUUGUUUUGUAACUUCUCUUUCAAGGGGACCUUUUAAGUCA